AGGACAAAAAGCGUUCCAUUCCCUUUCGCGGGUAAUGUAGAUUUUUGAUUUUCCCUGAAGACAAGAAAACAAAGCAGUAGUUGCCACAACGAACACUACGUUCGUUUGGAUUGAAAACUACGUUCGUUUGGAUUGAAAAGAACAUCAACAUCCGUACAAAUAGGAGAACAUCACCCGGCCUGCCUGUGAAAACAACGAUCGACACCAUGGUGCUCUGUUGCUGCAAUCCCAAUGCCGACUGGCGGCACCUCUUCCUGGGCGCCUUUGGCUGUUUCCAUAGCGUCUCUGUAUGGGUGAACAACUCUCAAACGUUACAGUGGUCGCUGAUUUUACGUGUUAUUGCUAUGCAGGACCAGCAAAAGGGAAACUGUAACUGGGGAACUUGCGCGCCGUCUUCCUUGCAUGAUCAUAGAUUGGGCACUGAAGUCGGAGUAGGUGACUCCAAUGCUAGUUAGUAGGUGGAGAACUUCUACUUGCCAUGCGAAAUAGCGCGGGCGUGUGAACAAGUGCGACAGUGAUUCUGCAUGACAAGAAAUAAUCAUGUAACAGCGAACAAUGUACCGCUUGAGAGUCCCAUACUCUGUGGCCGGUGCUUUGUUCUCGGUCUUGUGCUUGACCACUGUGAGUUACGCGGUGAUCAUCGAAAAGUUAUCCACGGCAAAUAUGUCAAGGUCUGGUCGCUAGUCCGUCGCAACUCCCGGUGACACCGAAGAAACGAUAACGAAUUCCAGUAACCUGUCCAAGCAUCACAAAUUUUUUGAAGGGUAGUACACACUGCGUACUUACCUGCAUAUGAUAAAUAUAGAAUUCGUGGUCCAUCUGCUUCUGCAUGAUGCAAUUGCAAACCCGCUUCGUGCAUGACAGUUUUCGGCGUCGUUCGAAACGCGCACUAUUUAUACAGAUCCUUGGUCGUAAUAUUCUUUUCCCAGACCCACGUGACGACAUAUUUGCGGUGCAUAAAAGUGGGAACAGUACCACGUCGCGAGUGAACUCAAUCGGUUCUAUCGUAAGAAAAAACUGUUUCACUGUAAACAUAAACUUGUGAUGCAUAGAAGAAUGCAACGCAUACUCAUUUGUCUUGCUACACAUGCAAGACAUUGGGUUUCUCAGCGUGUUUUCCCUUAGGAAGUACGCAUGGUAAGUUUGCUUUGUCAUAUGUAAGGAAGUUGUAAUGCAAAACGUGCAAAAUCCUUACUUUACAGUGAGCCGCUUUUUUCUCACGAUAAGUUCAGCGACACGUGUAAUGCGGCGGAGCUGACGCCCUGGCUCCACGAGGAGGUGCUGUCCAAGCCCAUUGAGAUUCUGCUCCGAGAAAUCACCACAGCACUCAAGUGGGCGGCCUUGCUUUUCCUCGUCAUGACUGUCUGCGCGUUGGUUGGAUCCGCGUCCGCCAAGAUGAAAAAGGCUGCUCCCUUCGUCUUCGUGCUGCUCGUGAUCUACGUAGGGAGUGGGAUCUACGUACAACCAAGUUUAAUUGAUGCAAUUUCAAUUUAUAAAUAUACCAUUGCGCAGCACCUCCUGUUCAUCCGUUCGAUUUUUAACAUCAAAACAAGGUCGUGUAACAGUCGGUGGCACAACUACACGGUCAAAGAUCUUCAAGAAAGUGCAAAAUCGAUUUCGAUGCACAUCUUCCAUAAUGUGGAAUUGCGAUGAAAACAUAGACGAAUCAUGCAGAACCUAAUCUUCUUCUCACCAUCACAGCGCAUCUGGUUUAUAUGGUGUAGAAAAGGACUUCCCUCAUUACCGUCGCUGCUGCUGUCAUGCGCACAUGAAGAAGAAAAGGCAUUAUACUAUCGGGCACGUACGACGAUGCACUGAUGCAAUCCAUCUGGAAAAAAAAGGAAUAGCAAUCAUCUAGCCGUAUUUGAAGAUAGCAAAGGAGCGUACUAGAAUUCGCAGAGAGCGACGGUAUUGUGCUUGGUUUUAUUUUUCUACCUGAUACCAAGGCGUCUCGAUGUUGGACUUCCUUCAAACUUACACGGACUGCCUGGCGGACAACUUCGCGGAAGUUUAUCAGCGAUUUCUCACCGACGUGCUGCUCGUGGAGCUUGCGCCCGACGUGACGAUCACCCCUGAAUAUGCACUGCAGGAAAUAAAGUAUCGUAACUGUACUAAAUUGUAACUCUUACCUGAACCAGCAUAUAGAGGCACGAGCAUCUCCAUGAUUUUCCCUUCUGAAAGCAUUGAUUUAUGUUGCGAUUUAUACGCAGUGCGAUACCUUUGCACUUGAUACCGAAGUUUUCCGUGCGGUUUUGCACAAGCAAACGUCGCAAAUUACGGUCAACCUGUAUCACGUCAGACACGUCGUCGCAAAUAUCGGUGUUUGGGUCGAAAAAAUUAAUUGUAAGCGAUUUCUUGUCAUGCAGGUUUUCAAUCACACACCACAGCACGAUGUCCGCAAUGCAUAGCAGAGCUGCAAUUUUGUUCCAGGUUGAGCGCGACUACUAUUUGAAAAAGAUCAAGAUGCCUAUCCUGCAUAAGAACCCCUCUGUCUCUGCGCGGCACCAGAGCAGAGCCUUUGUUGCUCUACCGUGCUGACAGGUUGGUAUUUUCAUUUGUUUUUGUGAGACAGAUUAUUAUAACCAUAUGUGUGGUGGCGGUGGUUGUCACAAUUUCCAUUUACGUUCCCGACGACCCAAGAAAAACUAAUUCGAUAUAAUUUGCAACGCAUAGCCUGGUCUUUCUGACGCUGUUGGAAAUCUGCCUCUGUUUCGUCCUGGUCGCCGCCCUGUGCUGGAAGCCGCCCAAGGAUGACGACCGGCGCAGGAACAUGGUCCAGGAGCCUAUUGCCGGGCAGGUACGGAUCGCAAAUAUGUCUGGGUCUGGAAACUUGUGAUGCAAGAAAGGGAAUAGUCAGCGCACUGUAAUGCGCUGCCCAGCAUGACAAGUUUUUUCGUGGUUCUGAGUUCCGUACUCCGCAUGAGAAACCGCGUUUUUUCAUGAUAGACAAGAAGAGCUCUUCGCGGCCACGCAAUACAGAGUUCAGAGUCAUGCCACACUAGCAUGACAAAUCUCGCAAUCUCCCAGACCCAGACAUAUUUGCAUUUGAUAGCAGGCGGCGCACGUCAACAGCUAUGGUUCGGCGAGCAACUACCUAUGGAUUGCAAAUAUGUCUGGGUCUGGAAGAAUACAAACUUGUGAUGCGCAUUUCAGCACACAGAGAAAUCUCUCAUGCAUAGGCAGCAAAAGCUGCUCACUUUCUGGAACCAAAAUGGGGGGCUUGUCGUGCGGGUUCGGCAUUGCGAUGCGGAAGCUUCUCGAAACCUGUGAUGCUAGAGCUUCCAUGCCAGACCUUCUGUGUCAUGCAAAAACAGCACGACUCUUCCAGACCCAGACACUUUUGCACUUGAUACUACCAGAACGCGAACGAUUUCCGCCUCUAUCACGUGCAGAGUCAGUGAGGACGACAACAAGUGUCCAUCUUCCUAGGAUAACAAGUAUAAUCAGCCUUCUAUUGGAUUAACUACCGCUCCUACGUGGACUUCGUGAAGUUGUAGGGUGCUUCUCCUCUUAAAACAGUUUCGUGCCAGCAUGCUGUUGAUCUGAAAGCGACCACCCGAAUAUCGAUUCUUGAAAAAAUGCAAUCUCAAGAAUGUUUAUAUGUCUUGGUCUUUCGAGGACUCCCAGUUUUUUAUUCGAGAAUACCACAUUAGUUGUCUAGUGCGAACUAUCUUCAAGGGUAAAAACAAGUAGAAAUUUUCUGCUUCCUCCAGCACCAGCAGCACACGACAAGGAGAGCGAAUGGCUCUGUGACUCUCGUCCCGUAAACGUGCGCUUUCAUAUAGUUUUGUACUUUCUGUUGUAUCCAAACCAUCAAAAUGAAUCCUUGACUGAUAUUUGCCCCGCCCUUGCCGGGGCGAAACCCACAUGACUCCUGAUCUCUAUCGCUUCAAAGGGAACAAGUAGGUACUAACAAGUAGGUGGAGUGACCGAGCAAUUUUCACUUUUGAUUUUGGCCUUUUUGAAGAUGAGUACUUCAUUUCUGGAGGAACGACAAUCAGGCGGCGAUACUGAGUAUUUAUCAGCAAAAGCUUCGUACCAUUUACUUCGUGGUCUUGCUGCACGAGACGAAAGUGGCCGCGUUUUUGAAACAAGGAU
Molecule: messenger RNA, 4098 nt
Organism: Amoebophrya sp. A120
Lineage: Eukaryota; Dinophyceae; Syndiniales; Amoebophryaceae
Source: the annotation of a GenBank genome assembly